Molecule: messenger RNA, 384 nt
Organism: Schizosaccharomyces osmophilus
Lineage: Eukaryota; Fungi; Ascomycota; Schizosaccharomycetes; Schizosaccharomycetales; Schizosaccharomycetaceae
Product: Schizosaccharomyces specific protein
Exons: 2
Coding region: 1-384 (127 amino acids)
Source: RefSeq, a predicted model, not a curated record
AUGGAUCCAUCAAAAACAGAAGAAAAACAUGAAUUGCAAGAAUCGAAUUUAAAAUCAAAGCAGAUACGAAUGAAUGAAUGGAAGCAUCCAUCAGAAAAAGUGGAUGGUCGAUGGUUGCAAUUGGAUGCAAGGGUUAAUCGUACUGUAGAAGACCUUGAAAUUUCAAACCACAAUCUACAAAUCAUUAAUGAGGGCCUGGAAAGAAAACUAGAAGAAAUUACAGCUCAGUCUUCAGUGCAGGAAAAGCAGGCUCCUAGUAGCCUAUUGCAAACAAAAGCAAACGAAGAAAAAGUUCUUCUUCAUUCAGUCAAUAAUGUGUUAGACAACUUUAUUUCCAUCGUUGAUGGAAUGGUUCAACAGGCACAAGAUGUUUUGGAUGACUAG